Colletotrichum higginsianum IMI 349063 is the source of this 1380-nucleotide messenger RNA. RefSeq lists its product as uncharacterized. The coding region runs from base 1 to 1380 and encodes 459 amino acids. NCBI's taxonomy places the organism in Eukaryota, Fungi, Ascomycota, Sordariomycetes, Glomerellales, Glomerellaceae. The record is from RefSeq and is a predicted model, not a curated record. The transcript has 3 exons.
AUGAUUGGUCCUCUGCCAGCAACCGCGAAGCGGCGAACGCAGCUUCUUGGGCCUCGUCUUCUGCUCAGUCAACUAGCAGCUCACACUCACGCUCCAACUCUUCUUAUGCCAACGUAUGUGACCAAUGCUAUCGACGCAAGCUUGGCUGUUCACGUGUGUACAUACAGCUUGAGCAGACCAGCUGGCCGUCCAAGACAAAGCCCGGCCGAAAGGAGACGCGAGUAUCGGCCUCCUAUCUCCAACAUUUCCACCGCAGCCAACAUCACCAAAAAGAGUGUUGGGAGCAAUGAAGAAGAGCCCAGGUCAACGUUGCCCAUGAUGCCGGAGCAAGGCGAGGGCCACAUCACAACCGUUGUCAGUGGUCAAGCGGAUCGAUACCCGCAGGACGUCGAUGACAUAGACGGCCUAUCACCAAUAAGUUCCGAUAGCAUGAUGGUGAUUGACCCGUCCUUCUGCUCCAAAUCAACAUCACUCAAUUACACGACCGGAGGUGUACAGGAUUUACACAAGGCCCUAGCAUACCACGAGCAACCAAAACUUCCCACGAGUCAAAACCUCGGACAUUCGGAAACCCAGUCUGAACUCUCAAGCAUCACACCGAAAGCUUCUCCUUCAGUCACUAAUAGCUUCGACUGUGACGACAUGGCCUUUGGCUUGUCGCGUUAUAGCCAGGCUCCACCGCCAUCCUUGUCGUCGCGCCUGGAGGCAGAUAUGCUAGAUUUCGACUUGGGAAGCCAUGAGGGGCGCUACGCUAUGGAGCCUGCAUCGACUGAAUCCGCCUCGACCCACAGCGACUUUGACGACGAGGGUUGCCUCUGCCUCUCUGACCUCGUACACUCAUUGAAUUUCAAGAUGGAUGUCGGUCGGGGCAAGAAAGACCCCCAUGAGGUCAUCUGCACACUCAAUGAGAUCUCUGAGCGCUUCAUCCAGUGUGAGGAUAAUCAUAGCAGCCUAUGGUACAUCGUCUUACUCGCGUUAUACCAAGACGCCAACGAGAAUCUAAACCAAUACAAGGAACCAAGCAGAGAAACUCUCAGCAGGUCUCAAUCACAGAGGGAUUUACUCGACCAAACCGGUGGCUUGAGUCAGAACAAUACCGGUGGAAGAGAAUACCAACACUGUCGCCAUGGCAACCACCCCGGACCUAACCCUAAUAUCACCGACUCAUGCACAGCUCAGCGGUCUGCUAAGAAACGGAGCAUUGUUCUUAAAGCAUUUCUUAACCUUUCAACCAUUGUUACUGCAUUGCCCUUCAAGUUAUCAAUACCUGAUGACGAUGCACCCGAUCAAGCCUACGUUACUGCAUUCGCGAGGAAACUGCUAGGGAAAUUCGAGGGUCAGCUGACCAGGGCGAUAGAGGUGAAAAAGCUCACGUUGUAG